AUAUGUGGCGUGCCCACGCUCCUCCGAGUGGAGUGGUGGUUGCUUUACCGAGUUCUUGAUUCGGAUCCAAGUAUGGGGAGCGAUUGACAACCCUGGAGGGCUAGUCUCGAUUUUUAGAAGGCAAGAUUUUGCUGUUGUUUGGUGAUUUGGUGGAUUUCUGGUUGGUGUUCGCAAUUUUGGGCGUGGUUUUUCUGGGUAAAGAUUUUGGAUCCCUUGUUGGUCGUAGUACCAUGAUUCCGUUAAGCACUGAAAUUUUGAGGCGGGUUCUGCAGAAGAGCUAUUUUUAAUGGGACUUCUUUUCACAAUUCUGUGAACUGGAAGAAGAAACUUUCCUAAUAGGAGCAGAUUUUUUUGUGGCCAAGAAGCUUUCGCUUGUAUCUGUUUCAAGAAAAGAUUUGGGUUUUCUUUCUGAGGUAUUUUUGUUGGUUUCGUUUUAAAACAUUAACUUGGCAGAUCCAGGAAACACAGAGUUUUCAUUGAUUCUGCUCCAAUUUUUUAUCUUCCCGAAAGAAUCGCAAAGCUUCAAAAGGAGCAACAAAUUUUUUUGGUCAUGUCCAUGGCGCUGGGCCGAUUCACCCAUUGGUUGUGGCCCGGUAGCUCGGCGCGUGUGGCCAGCCACGAGCUCCCCAGCACGGCCCUGAUGAGCUCCUCCUUCCCGGACUUCCCCUCCGGGUUCCGGGAGCCGGACACUGUCUCCUUCUCCACUGCCGGUGGCGGCCGCCGUACGCGGCAGAGGCGGGUCAGGAACCGGCGGCGCAGCCGCGGGGAGCCGAGGGUUGACAGGGAGUACGACAUGGUCAUCGUGCCGUCCGACGGCGGCGGGUGCCUGUCCGGGACGGAGUCCGACGAUUCCGAUUGGUCCAUCGGCUGGCUGGAGCCGCAGGCGCCGGAGAUGCAGACGGACGGUGACCCCGAGACCUGCUUCGCCGUCCUCGUUCCCUGCUACCGCCACGGCCGCGCCCAGGAGCCCGCGGUGCCUGAGGGCCGCUUCCUUGGCGCCGGUGCUCUCGCCGACGGUGGCCUCUCUGAUGGAAAGAAUUUUGUAGAACAGUGGCUUUCCUCCCUCCAGAAUUGAUAUCUGGAAUCUAUUCAAGCUACUCUGUACAUAAUAUCGCUCAGUAUCAUUCUAAUAUUUUAUCGAUGAAGGAAGACAUCAGAACCAUCCCGAAAAAAAAGGCAAAACUAAAACAAAGAAAAAAGAGCAGUGGGAUUUUGAAGCAUCACUGAACGGGUAUGUCUUUCCGGAGGUUUUCCAAGGCUAACUGUACUCUAUGCAAUGCAAUGCAAAUGCUGAACGAUACAAUCGUGCUACGUCUCCUAGAAGAAGAUACAUUCCUUCUCGAUAUGUGCUAGCCUAUGGUGACAUUGCAGAUAAAGUUUACGGUUCCAUCGUUAAUUUUGUCCCACUUGAAUUCUGGACCUAGACCUGGUCUGCUACUGUCCUGGUACCAUGUGUUGUGUAUAUAGUAUCAGUGAAGCUGCAAAUGUGCAGUUCUUCAGCGUGUGCCUGUGUUUUGAUGCAGAUUGAAACAUAUGACUGGCUCAAGUGGAUUCGAAUGUAUAUUAAAAUUUUGUGUUCUAUGGAUCAGGCUCUUCGCUCAGCAUCUUUGAUGAUGUUAAUUAUGUUGGUUCUGACUUCUGAGUGAUGAGCACUGUGUAAGCAUCGGAUUCAGUCUAGCACUGAAGAAUGAUAUCUCUGCAGCGACCUGAUCACUUGAAAUCCUGGGAUGGGGACUGGAGAUAUUGAAUGGCUUGGCAUUGGCAAUGAUCUGAUGGAGGUGCAAGAAAGGGAUUGUGUAACAUUUUGACCUUAAGCCAAUCCAUCAUUGAAAAAAGCUGUGACACUAGUAUGUAGGACCGACAUGUAAAAUAUGUAGUUCUCUUUGUAUUAGCUUCCAAUGCAAUUUCUAAAAUACAUUAACUUUGUAGCGGCAA
Brachypodium distachyon (stiff brome) is the source of this 1935-nucleotide messenger RNA. RefSeq lists its product as uncharacterized. NCBI's taxonomy places the organism in Eukaryota, Viridiplantae, Streptophyta, Magnoliopsida, Poales, Poaceae. The transcript has 2 exons. The coding region runs from base 551 to 1075 and encodes 174 amino acids. The record is from RefSeq and is a predicted model, not a curated record.